This is a messenger RNA of Ichthyophthirius multifiliis, 1518 nucleotides long. RefSeq lists its product as hypothetical. Gene Ontology annotation, molecular function: L-glutamate dehydrogenase (NAD+) activity. Lineage: Eukaryota; Ciliophora; Oligohymenophorea; Hymenostomatida. The transcript has 5 exons. Gene Ontology annotation, biological process: L-glutamate catabolic process. Gene Ontology annotation, cellular component: mitochondrion. The record is from RefSeq and is a predicted model, not a curated record.
AAAAAAAAACUAAUUUAGAUAAAAAAUCCCAAUAUAAAAAAUAUGAUUACAAGCGUAAUAAAAAAAUCUGUAAACAAAUAUUUCUCUUCCUCAUUAUAAGGAGAGCCUAAAUUUUUAGAGAUGGUCCAUUAAUACUUUGAUUAAGCUGCAUCUUACACCCUUAUCCCUAUUGACAAGCUCACAUAUUAUAAAAAAUCCGAUUGUGUUGUUAAAUUUACAAUUCCUUUAGUAAGAGAUGACGGAAAAAUAGAAUCUAUAGAAGCCUAUCGUGCUUAACAUAAAUUACAUAGACUUCCUACUAAGGGUGGUACUCGUUUUUCUACUCACAUUAAUAUCUAAGAAGUCGAAGCGUUGUCUUGUUUGAUGACUUUGAAAUGCGCUGUUGUAAAUCUUCCCUAUGGUGGUGCAAAAGGAGGUAUUGCUUUUAACCCUAAGUUAUAUUCAGCAAGAGAAAUCGAAUCUUUGACAAGAAGAUAUACAUUAGAAUUAGCCAAAAAAGGAUUCAUUGGAGCUGCUAUUGAUGUUCCUGGACCUGAUUUAGGAACUGGUGAACGAGAAAUGUCUUGGAUGAAAGACACUUAUUAAACUUUCUUCGGACAUAAAGAUAUUAACGCUCACGGAUGUGUAACAGGAAAAGCACUCAACUAAGGUGGUAUUCGUGGUAGAACUGAAUCUACAGGAUUAGGAGUAUUCUAUGGUACAAGAGAUCUCCUUAACGAUUAACCAUUAAUGAAAAAAUUCGGAAUUGAACCAGGAAUGAAAGGAAAGACAUUCAUAAUUUAAGGGUUCGGUAAUGUCGGUUAUUGGGCUGCUAAGUUCAUUUCUGAAUACGGUGGUAUAAUAACAGGUAUAGCUGAAUGGGAUGGUUCCAUAUAUAAUUCUAAAGGAAUAAAUAUUUAAGAUUUAUAUGAAUAUAAGCUAUAAAAAGGUGGCAUAAAAGGAUAUCCUCGAGUUGAAGAAUAUUUUGAAAAUGAAGAUGCUAUAUUUAAAGAAUGUGAUGUUUUCAUUCCUGCUGCUUUUGAAUAAACUGUAAAUAAAAACAAUGCUGAUAAAUUCAAAUGUAAAGUUAUUUCUGAAGCAGCUAAUGGCCCAACUACAAUUGCUGCAGAAGAAAUAUUGACAAAAAAAGGAAUUAUUUUCUUCCCUGAUAUCCUUAUAAAUGCAGGUGGUGUUACUGUAAGCUAUUUCGAAUGGUUAAAAAACCUCGAUCACAUGAGACCUGGAAGAUUAACUCGUAAAUGGGAAGAGAAAUCUAAAAUUAAUUUGCUAAACGUUAUAUCUGAUAUUACUGGUUUAAAAUUAAGAGACUUAGAAAAAAAACAUUAAGAAUAAUUAAGAGGAGCAACAGAUAAAGAUAUAGUUUAUAGUGGUUUAGAAGAAGUUAUGUCUGUUGCUGUUUAAGAAACUAAACAUACUUGCUUAGAAUUAGGAUGUUCAUUGAGAAUUGCUACUUAUGUCAAUGCUAUUAACAAAGUACAUGCUCACUUUGAAGUUGCUGGUAUGCCACUUGCUAAAUGA